This is a messenger RNA of Rhopalosiphum padi (bird cherry-oat aphid), 645 nucleotides long. RefSeq lists its product as uncharacterized. The record is from RefSeq and is a predicted model, not a curated record. Lineage: Eukaryota; Metazoa; Arthropoda; Insecta; Hemiptera; Aphididae.
AUGUAUCUUAUUUUUACAGAUUUGGCCAAAGAUUACGCAUCCAAAUUUGAAAAUUUAAUAAGACUUCAGGAAUUAGAAUGGUGUAUUACUGAGAAUAUUAAUGAAAAAGAAUUAAACAUAAAGCCAAAAAUUAUGAGACAAAUGGACGAAUACUGUAAAUAUUUAACUGAAAAGUGCUUACGAGUGGAUUUACAACCUAAACAUUUGGAAGAAAUGGAAAAUUUCAUUCGUAACGUAGAAAUCAGACAGAGUAUGGCUACACCGAGCUUAAGUCAAAUUAAAAUGUUUGCUACUCUUGAUGUAAACUUUGCAUCUUGGAGUUUAAUUGGUGGUUGGAAACCAAAUUCGGUGGUUUAUGUAGCAAAGAAAGCAUGUAGUAGUUUGAAGAUGUUCGCGGGGAACGCGUGGUACUAUACAGUAUUGAAGGCUUUUAACAUUACUAAAACUAGCUGUCCAAUUCUUCCGGGUAAAUAUGUUACAUCAGGAAUGGAUUUGAAGGACGUAGAAGAAAACCAUAACUUUCCCAAGGUGUAUUUUUAUGGAAAAUAUAAAGUAUCGUUUAAGAUAAAAAAUGAUAAAAAUGAAAUUAUAACUUGCUACAUAUGCGAAAUGAGUCUUAUACGACCAUGGGAAAAACCAAUUUAA